AUGCCAUCACUCAAAGUCAUUCUCAAACAAGCCAACAACUUGCCAGCCAAAGACUCGACAGGGACUUCCGACCCGUUAGUGGUUUGCACAUUGAAUGGAAAAACUCUCUUUAAAACAGAGCCUAUCAUGAUGACACUCAACCCCGUAUGGGAUGGAAAUGCUAAAAUUAAACAUGAAUUUACUGUUGAAUUAAAAGAUAUUUAUCAUGAUCAAUUGAUCUUGGAAGUGAUGGACUACAACAUUUUUACGAAAAACAAACCCAUUGGUUCUACAGUGAUUCCGUUAGUAGCUCUUGAAAGGAGGCCACAAAUAGUAACCUAUUGUUUAUCGGAUUCCAAGAAUGGACCAGCUGGCACCAUCACUGUCUUGUUGGAGCCUUUAGAUUUUGGUUCCACCUACUCGAGUCAUUCCUCAUCAUCCUCAUCCUCAUCUGGAAAUCCUCAUUCUGGAAUGAUUCAGUCAUCAUCACCACUUCAAAAAUCAUCAUCAAUGAAUCAAUCCUUUCAUCAUGGAAGCUCUCCUCAGGGAUUUGUUCCACAAUCGCAUCAGACCUAUAAUACUAUGAGGUCACAGAGUGUUGUAUUGAAUACAUCUCCGAAUCAAGUUCAACAGAAUCAUGUGAUUCCAACAUUUGGAAAUAACAUUUUGAUGAAUCCGACGACGAGCUAUCCAAGUUCUUCACCUAAUGCCUUUUCCCAACCACAACCACAACAGCAACAACAAAUCCAACAACAAAUCCAACAACAGCAACAACAACAAUUACCACCUCUACCUCAACAAAAUCAGACCUAUCAUCGAACUCAGAGUUUUAUUCAACCCAACGUUGCAUCCGCCUAUUCUGGAGGAUCGCCUUCAACCAAUUCCUUCAAUAGUGUUUCUGUACAAUCAACAACAACAACCAAACGAGAUCCAAAACCUCUUCCUACGCUUCCUCCAAAAACAUCCAAUUCAACAACAGAUCAAAAUGCAACACAAAUGGAUUCUAAGAGAGUUAGCCCAAGACCAUUUAAUGGUGUUGUUGACGAUGUCUAUAUUGACUAUGUGAUUUCACAAUGUCCAAUUCCUUCUUCUCCAUUUUACUCUAAAAGUCAUUAA
Messenger RNA from Naegleria fowleri, 1095 nucleotides. RefSeq lists its product as uncharacterized. Bases 1 to 1095 code for a protein of 364 amino acids. The transcript has a single exon. The record is from RefSeq and is a predicted model, not a curated record. Lineage: Eukaryota; Heterolobosea; Eutetramitea; Acrasida; Naegleriidae.